Molecule: messenger RNA, 705 nt
Organism: Coffea arabica (coffee)
Lineage: Eukaryota; Viridiplantae; Streptophyta; Magnoliopsida; Gentianales; Rubiaceae
Molecular function (GO): protein dimerization activity
Source: RefSeq, a predicted model, not a curated record
AUGAUUCCCGUGAUUGAUAUGGAAGACAGUAUAGCAAUCCGUGGCAAUGCCAGGCGCAGUCGCAGAGGUCAAACCAUCACUAAUUUUCAUCAUUAUCGCGUGGAAAUUUUUUUUGAGGUUGUUGAUUUAAUUAUACAAGAGAUGAAUAAUCGUUUCUCGGAAGUUAGCACGGAAUUGCUUAGUUGCAUAGCAUGUCUUGAUCCAAAAAGUUCUUUCUCUCAAUUCAAUGUGCAGAAACUACUCCGUCUUGCUGAUUUAUAUCCUGAAGACUUCUCAAGUAACGAUUAUUUAUAUCUUGAGUCUCAACUUCGAAAUUAUAUUUAUAAUGUGCAACGCGAUCCUCAAUUUCCAGAAGUUGGAGAUUUGGGAAGUCUUGCUCAACAAAUGGUUAAAACUGGUAAAAAUACAGUUUUUCCAUUGGUUUAUCGUCUGAUCCAGUUGGCAUUAGUUCUACCAGUUGUGACUGCUUCUGUUGAAAGAGUAUUUUCUGCAAUGAAUAUUGUCAAGACUGAUUUGCGCAACAAAAUGGGAGACGAGUGGAUGAAUGACUGUCUGGUUGUAUACAUUGAGAAGGAUAUUUUUGCAACAAUUGAAAAUGAGCAAAUAUUGCAGCGUUUUCAAUGGAUGAAGACUCGCAGAAUGCAAUUGCCUCCUCUUCGUUAUUCGAGUGCAACAACUACCAAUACUUCAAGUGUUAAUCAAUAA